Messenger RNA from Triticum turgidum subsp. durum (durum wheat), 411 nucleotides. The record is from the annotation of a GenBank genome assembly. Lineage: Eukaryota; Viridiplantae; Streptophyta; Magnoliopsida; Poales; Poaceae.
AUGGACCCGUUCCACGGCAUACUCAUCGCGGCGGCCAUCCUCGUGCUGUUCCUCAUCUUCGUCGUCUUCCCGCUCAGCUUCCUCCGCUACUACUACUUCAGCACCGGCGCCGCCGAGGUGCCCGCGCCGAGGGGCGUCGGCCCGGAGCUGCUGGGCUCGCUGCCGGUCACGAUGUACCGCACGGCGGACCACGUCGGGGUGGUGGAGUGCGCGGUGUGCCUGGCCGGGCUCCAGGACGGGGAGCAGGCGAGGUUCCUGCCCCGCUGCGGCCACGGGUUCCACGCCGGGUGCGUCGACACAUGGCUGGCGUCCCGAUCCACUUGCCCGCUCUGCCGGGUCACCGUCGACGGCAAGCCCGACGCGCUUACGCCGACGAGUCCCCCUCCCGUCGGGAACCUGCCGGCGAGGUGA